UAAUUUUAUAAUUUUUUUUUUCAAUUUUGAAGUGUAAAUAUGUUCAUCAGCUGUCCACAAUCAUUUUAUUAAUAACACGAAAUAUUCAUAGUAGAGUUUCAAUCAUAUUUUUGACGUGUUAUCUCCAUUAAAUAAAAUGGAUACAUUUUAUCCGAAAUUUGGUGAAGUGGAAUUGGUUUUAGUCGAUGAUGACAAUGAUUUUUAUGAUCCAUUAGAAUCAAAUUUCGAAAUUGAAGACAAAGAAGAAACAAAACUUCAAUUGGAUGAUACGGUAUACGACGAAAGUCAGUUCCAUUUGGUUUCGGAUGAAUCAUCAAAUAGCAUAGCCGAUGCAGUUGGUGCUGAAUCAAUAAAACAGGAAGUUUCCCAUGAAAAUAGUGACAAAAUACCCAAUAUUUCGGUAAAAAUUGAAAAAAAUUGCGAAAGUAGCAAUGAUUCGUUCGAUAUAGAGGAUAAUGUGCAAUGCUAUGAUUCCGAUAGUUUAUCAGAUGAAUAUGAAACCAAGCCAAAUUUAGAAGAAAUUUUGCCAAUUGACGACAACAUCACAAAUCCAAGUGCAAAUAAAUCGGAACAAAUUGAUAAGACUGAGAGUAAGCCACCUAUAUGCGAGACAAAAUCAAAGCAAAAAGGCAGUAAGGUCAAGACUAAAAUAGAAAAUGUGGCUGCAGAAGCCAGCACGAGUAAAACGAAAGUUAAAAAAGAGCCCAAUGUGACAAAAAAGCGAUUAAAAGAUAUUAAGAAGGUAGAAAUUUCAACAGAAAAAUCAACAAGGCAAUAUAGCAGACGAAAUGAAAUUCCAAAAGAAGCGGUACAUAAUGAAGCAUAUGAUAAAAAAUUGCUCAACUGUAAGAUUUGCAAUAUCCAAUUUGAUAAAUCGCCCUUUUUUACGGAACACAUGCGAGAAAAACAUUCAAUUGAUAAACCGUUCGAGUGUUUUAUCUGCCAAAAAGCGUAUCGCAUUAGCAGCUUAUUGGCUGAGCACAUAAGAUAUCAUUUUGGAGAGAAGCCCUACAAAUGCAAAUAUGAAUUUUGUGAUCGGAGCUUUAGUCAAUUACAACCAUACAAAGCGCACAUUCGGAAAUUUCAUACUCUUGAACGACCUUAUAAAUGUGAUUUUGUUGAUCAAAAUAAUGUAAAAUGUGAUGAGUCAUUUUUUGAUACAAAAACGUACAAGUUUCAUAUGAGAGAACACACUGGAUCGCAUCCAUUCACCUGCGAAUUUUGUGAAAAAAAAUUUGAUCAUUCUGGACAAUAUCAAGCACACGUGAGAAUCCAUACUAAUGAGAAACCCUAUCAAUGUUCGAUUUGCGGGAAGUCAUUUGCGCAAAUUAGUACACACAAAGCACACAUGCUUACGCACAGCGAUGAGUUCAGAUUCCCAUGCACUGAGCCGGGAUGUGAUAAAAAAUUUAAACAAGCCACUAACCUGAAAUUGCAUAUGCGCGUUCAUACAAAAGAAACACCAUAUAAAUGUGAGGAUUGUGGGCGAGGCUUUGCACAACUGGUUACAUAUCGAAACCAUCGACGCAUUCACACCGGUGAAAAGCCAUUCCAUUGUACUUAUGAUGACUGUGGCAAAAGUUUUCGACAUCGAAAUUCAUUUCGACGACAUUUACAAACGCACACCGGCGAAAAACCAUUCGAGUGUCAAAUAUGUUUUAAGAGAUUGAGUCAAACGUCAUCGUACAUCUCCCAUAUGAAAAGACACCAAAAAUCCGAAAAAAGUUGAUUGUCCACAUUAAUUUAAAUCGCUGGUAUUUGAUAAGAUCUCAAUGGUUCUUUUUAAUUGUAUGUUUUUAAGUAUUCGUUUUCUUAAAAUACACCAUUGUCAUCAAUAAAUGAAUACAUCUAAUAAAUUUUUGUACAAAAGAUAUUAAA
Molecule: messenger RNA, 1878 nt
Organism: Contarinia nasturtii (swede midge)
Lineage: Eukaryota; Metazoa; Arthropoda; Insecta; Diptera; Cecidomyiidae
Product: zinc finger protein 226-like
Exons: 8
Coding region: 137-1729 (530 amino acids)
Biological process (GO): regulation of DNA-templated transcription
Molecular function (GO): RNA polymerase II cis-regulatory region sequence-specific DNA binding; DNA-binding transcription factor activity, RNA polymerase II-specific
Source: RefSeq, a predicted model, not a curated record